Neohortaea acidophila is the source of this 1509-nucleotide messenger RNA. Its product is annotated as Alpha/Beta hydrolase protein. The coding region runs from base 181 to 1476 and encodes 431 amino acids. The record is from RefSeq and is a predicted model, not a curated record. The transcript has a single exon. NCBI's taxonomy places the organism in Eukaryota, Fungi, Ascomycota, Dothideomycetes, Mycosphaerellales, Teratosphaeriaceae.
CGACAAACCAUCAACCCAGGCACGACACAGACCCAAAUCUACGAAUGCGGGCGAUGUCCAUUAAUUAUCUCAGGCUUGGAACUCUACAUCGACUGUAUCCCGCCGGUACUGCCGCACCUGAGGCCAGCAGAGCUCAUCCCGACACCUUACCUCAACCCUAACCCUUCCACCUCCACCACAAUGGACAUAACGGAACUCUCCUCCUCCCUCUGGCACACUCUCGGCCUGCAAAACAAGCAAACCCUCUACCUAGCCCUCUCCAUCCCCCUCCUAGCAAUCACAACAGCCACAGCCCUCCGCACCCUCUCCUCCUCCUCCCCCAACCCACACCCCUCCCAACCCCCCUCCAUCCUCCGCGCUCCAGACCCAUCAACCCAGAAAGAAGACCCAGACGACCUCCCGUACCCCCCCAACGCCCUCCCCGGCGCCCGCGACGUCCCAACCCCCUACGGCAGCAUCCGCGUCUACGAAUUCGGGCCCGAGAAUGGGCGCAAAGUCCUCUUCAUCCACGGCAUUAGCACGCCGUGCAUCGCGUUCGCAGGCAUGUCGCGUCUCCUAGUCGAAGAGCGUGGGUGCCGCGUCAUGCUUUUCGACCUGUUCGGCCGGGGGUACUCCGACACUCCUGAUCCGCAAUUCCAUCGCCAGGAUAUGGCGCUCUGGACGAGCCAGAUUUUGCUUUGCUUGAGUUCUAGUCCGCUUGCUUGGUGUGGGGGUGGUGAGCGCUUUACGCUUGUCGGGUACUCGCUUGGUGGCGGGAUUGCGACUAGUUUCGUCUCUUGGUUCCCGGAGUUGGUCGAGGGGUUGGUGCUCGUUGCGCCUGGGGGCUUAUUGCGCAGAGAGCGGGUGGCGGCGUCGAGUAAAUUGCUGUACGGGAACUUACUACCGGAUUGGUUGGUGAGGUGGGCUGUCGGCCGGCGGUUGAAAGGGAGCGCAAGUCCGCCUGGCAUCGGGCGGAAGCGGGAAAAGGGAGCAGAGGAGAACGACACCACGGGAGCGGGUGACGCAGCAGAGGCGGAAAUCCCAGGCCACCCAGCGAACGCCGCCGACUCGACGGCGCUCAUCUUCCCCGAUCGCCCGAAGGUCUCCAUCGCGAAUGCCGUGGCGUGGCAGGUCGAUGCCCACCCAGGCUUCCUGAAGUCCUUCAUCUCCUCUAUCAAGUACGCGCCCGUCAGUUUCGAGCACGAGCGCUGGCGAAGUGUAGGCAGACGGUGCUCCGCGCGGAGAGCAGCGGCCGCGGCGGCGGAUCCUUUUGACGACGAGACGUUGCCUGGUCUGGAGCAGAACCAGGUGCUGAUUAUUUUCGGGGCGCAGGAUGAGGUGAUUAUUGCGGAGGAGACGGGGGAGGAUGCGACGGCCGUGCUGAGGAGGGAGAAUGUGAGGAUUGUGAAGUUGAAGGGCGGGCACGACGUUCCGGUGGUGAAUAGCAUAGGGUGCGUGGAUGCGAUUUUGGAUUUCUGGGAUGAUAGUCCUGUGUAGAUGGGUUGUAUAGAAUAGAUUGAGAUAUAUACA